Colias croceus (clouded yellow) is the source of this 1420-nucleotide messenger RNA. RefSeq names its product lipase 3-like. The transcript is spliced from 5 exons. Bases 65 to 1297 code for a protein of 410 amino acids. The record is from RefSeq and is a predicted model, not a curated record. Gene Ontology annotation, biological process: lipid metabolic process. Lineage: Eukaryota; Metazoa; Arthropoda; Insecta; Lepidoptera; Pieridae. Gene Ontology annotation, molecular function: hydrolase activity, acting on ester bonds.
UCAUCGAAUAAUCUCUGAAUUAGUUACUCAUUAGUUCUGUGAGAACAGUUCUUACUUGACGAAAAUGUUGUUUAAACUUUUUAUGAUAAAAAUUAUACUAGUCUUUCACGUUAUUUACGUACAUUUACAAAAUACUGACGAUUUCGACCUAAGGGACACAGAUCCGAGUAUUAUAGAAGAUGCUACUUUGGAUACGUUCACGUUAAUUAAGAAGUAUGGCUUCCCUUGCGAAAUACACAGGGUGUAUACUGAAGAUAAAUAUAUUCUGGAAGUACAUAGGGUUCCGUAUGGCAAACGUAAUUCAACGAGAGAGAAUCGUCCUGUGGUAUUUUUGCAGCACGGUCUCUUAUCCUCGUCUGCAGAAUUUGUGCUAAUGAGACCCGACAAAGGACUAGCAUAUCUCCUUGCUGAAGCAGGCUAUGACGUCUGGAUGGGUAACGCAAGGGGUAAUACAUACUCCCGGAACCACGCGGUUCUAAAGCCCACAUCGUCAGAAUUUUGGAAGUUUAGCUGGCACGAAAUUGGCCAUUACGAUGUCCCUGCUAUGAUUGAUUACGUCAUCAAGGAGACGGGAGUCCAGAAAAUACAAUAUAUUGGCUUCUCCCAAGGGACUACCGCGUUUUGGGUCAUGACUUCUACUAGACCGGAAUAUAAUGACAAAUUUCUAGCCAUGCAUGCAAUGGCGCCAAUCGCGUAUGUUGGAAAUAUUCGAAGUCCUGUAAUACGAGCAGUUGCCCCUUUCACAAAUUCUUUAGAACGUAUACUAAAACUCAUAGGAGCCAAUGAAAUCUUGCCAAAUGGGAUGCUUAACAAAUUAGCUGGCGAAAAGUUGUGUCUCGAAGAAGCGAUAACUCAAGUUCUUUGUAAGAACUUACUGUUUCUUUUCUGUGGAUUUGAUGCAGAACAAUUCAAUACUACAAUGCUACCAGUUGUUUUAGGACACACACCAGCAGGUGCGUCAACGAGACAAUUCAUACAUUUCGGUCAAAUGUAUAAGUCGAAGAAAUUCGCAUACUUUGACCAGGGUUGGUUUCGUAACAGACGCAACUAUGGUACCUUUAAGCCACCUUCUUACAAUAUUAGUGCCAUCAGAACGCCUAUCUUCCUGCAUUACGCUGACAACGAUUGGCUUUCAACCCCAAAAGAUGUCGAUAAAUUCUUCAAAGAAGCUAAAACAGUGGUCGGAAAGUACAGAGUGCCGUUGGACAAAUUCAACCACUUGGACUUCGUUUUUGCAAAUGACGCCAAAAAGUUAAUCUAUGACCGUAUUAUAAGAAUCAUGUCGCAGUUUUUAUGAAUUAAUUAAAACAUGUAAAUCUAUAAUGGACAUCAUUUAUUAACGAAAUACUUAACGGACACACAUUUGCUCUUGAAUUAUUCAGUGGUUGAAACCUGUAAUAAAAACGCAUUAACACAUAAA